Molecule: messenger RNA, 4038 nt
Organism: Danio rerio (zebrafish)
Lineage: Eukaryota; Metazoa; Chordata; Actinopteri; Cypriniformes; Danionidae
Gene: dsg2.1
Product: desmoglein 2, tandem duplicate 1
Biological process (GO): cell-cell junction organization; epiboly involved in gastrulation with mouth forming second; homophilic cell-cell adhesion
Cellular component (GO): cytoplasm; membrane; plasma membrane
Molecular function (GO): calcium ion binding
Source: RefSeq, marked provisional
CUCGCUGUCUCUCUCAUACACACACUCACACACAUACAUUUAGACGCUCUCACACACACACCCAUUUGUGACGCUCGGUCCUCCUUUUUAACCCGCAAGGUGAGGGUGUGGGAGAAACAAUGAAUAAGGAGUUUGUCUAAAGCACUCGGGAUCGAUCUCAUCCGUAUUAUCGCUCGUCAAGGAGGUCCAGAACGCACAGCUGUUUCAGCGGAUUUAUUUUCCGAGAGUUUCCCACCGGCGGCCGGUAACAGAAACAGAGCUCAGGUGAUCAGGAAAUAUCGUGUUCAUCCGGCCAUGGCCCGGCGAAUUUCACCUGUUGUCGCGUUCCUGCUUUGUUUUGGAUUGUCGCAUUUCUUUGAGGCUGAAGCCAGAUUGCAGCACUCUGUGGCCCUCCACAGGCAGAAGAGAGAAUGGAUCGUCCCUCCACAGAUCCUAGAGGAAAACGUAGAUUACACCAAGAAAGACUUCAUUGCAAAAAUUCGCUCAGAUAAGGAAGUUGCCCAAAUGAAAAAUCUGAGGUACUCACUGAGAGGCGUAGGUGCAGAUCAGGAGCCGUUCAAUUUGUUUGUGGUGAAUCCUGAAACUGGAUAUGUAAGAAUAACAGGGAUCCUUGACAGAGAGUCCAUCUCACAGUACAAUCUUUCAGGCAUCGCUUUGUUCACAGAUGGCUCAAUUGCAGAGAAUGACAUCGGGCUGAGAAUUAAAGUGAAAGACCAGAAUGACAAUGCUCCUGUUUUUGGUGUGAUGAAUCCUGGGGCUGUGGAUGAGCUCAGUGCUGUUGGCACAGAAGUGAUGAGGUUGAAUUGCUUUGAUGCUGAUGAGCCAGGAAACCCAAACUCUCAGAUCAAGUAUGAGAUUGUUGACCAGCAGCCGGCAGGGCAGUCAAUGUUCAGGGUGGAAAACAACGGGAGAGUGGUUGUUGCCAAUCCUAACCUGGAUAGAGAGACUGUUGAUCAGUACGUCCUGCUUGUCAAAGCAUCUGACCUGAAUGGAGCCCCAGGUGGCAAUGCCGCAACAGGGACGGUCACCAUCAAGAUCAAUGAUGUCAAUGAUAACGUGCCUACAUUGGGAGGCCCAUAUGAGGCCAGUAUUGAAGAGAAUACAGAGAAUGUCGAGGUGAUGAGGCUCAAAGUUAGUGACCUAGAUCUUAAGGGUACGGACAACUGGGAAGGUGAUUGUUAUAUUGCGUCAGGCAAUGAGGCUGGAUACUUCAGCAUUCACAUGGACCCAAAGACUAAUGAAGUGGUCCUGACGCUAGACAAGGCGGUUGAUUAUGAAGAUGUCAAAGAUCUGAACCUUGGCAUCGGUGUAGCCAACAAAGCCCCCUUUCACCCAUCUGUGAGUGGAGGAUCACAAGGAGCGACUAUCAGCUUUGGGGGCAGUGGUGGUGGUGCAGGAAGUGGAGCUGCUGGUGGAGCUGGAGCCAUGGGUGGCGCCAGUGGCAGCGGAGGUGGUACAGGUGCCAGUUCAUGGUCAUCGUCAGGCGUUCCGCUCUACAAUGUAAACAUAAAGGUGAAAAACCAGCCAGAAGGUCCCAAGUUCUUUCCAGGAACAAAAGCCAUUCCCAUCUCAGAAGGCAAGGCUUUUGACAGCACUGAGAUCAUUGCUCGAUACCCCGCUAUUGAUACAGACACAGGAAAGGAAGCAACCAACGUCAAGUACAUUAAAUCGUCUGACCCUGAUAACUGGCUGACCAUCGACGAGAAGACUGGGGCCAUUAGAAUGAACAAGGCUCCUGACCGCGAGUCCAAGUAUCUUGUUAAUGGCACUUAUUAUGCCAAAGUCCUCAGCAUAACCCAAGACUUGCCUUCGAAGACUGCAACAGGCACCAUUGCCAUUCAGGUGGAGGAUUUUAAUGACCACUGCCCCACUUUGAUAAGCAAUGUCCAGACACUUUGCACUGACAAGGAUGCGGUCUUGGUUACUGCAAAAGAUGAGGAUGCACCACCCAAUGGAGCUCCAUUCGAUUUCAAUAUUGUUUCAGAAGGGACUGCGGGGAAAUGGACAGUUGAAUAUAUGAAUGACACCACAGCCAUAUUCAGGACCCAUGAAAAGCUAUGGCCAGGACCACAUGAGCUGAUGGUGGAAGUCACGGAUCAGCAGGGAUUGAAAUGUCCAGAACCUCAGAAACUGCAGGUGGAUGUGUGCACAUGUAAAAACCAGGGUGGAUGUGAUCGAACCGCAACAGGAGAUGCGAAGAAGGGGUCCAGGCUUGGACCUGCAGGAAUCGGCCUGCUCCUCCUUGGACUUCUUGCAUUAUUGCUCAUCCCACUUCUGUUGCUGCUCUGUACGUGUGGAAUGACAGGAGCUUUCACAGACAUGCCGUUUGAAACCAAAGUGCAUCUCAUCUCUUCCAAUACUGAAGGCCAAGGAGAGGAUAGGGAUGUUCCAUUAAUGUGCCCUCCUUCCAAUGUUGACGGGAUGGGUUUCAUGACAAAGGAUUAUAUGGCUGUGGGUGCCAUGCAUUCUGCAGGACUAGGAUUAGGAGUAGGAGCAGGAGUAGGAGCUGCGGGUUUCCUGGAGUCCACUUCCACAAUGGGUGGCCGAGGCUACAAUGAAAUGGAAUUAGACUACAUGAACUCCAUCGGGAGAAAUAAUGCCUAUUCGAGUAGAGAUAUGGCUGGAGAUUUUGACGGAAUGGCAUUAUCUGAUGGAUACCUGUGUGAAUACUAUUCACAGAAAAGCCGUGUAGUGGACGGAUUUGGAAAGGAUGACCCUAUGGUGUAUGAUUAUGAAGGGAAGGGUUCUCCUGUUGGUUCAGUUGGCUGCUGCAGCUUACUCGAAGAUCAAAAUGACCUAGAGUUUCUGAAUGACCUUGGGCCAAAGUUCACCACUCUCGCUGACAUUUGUGGAGGUAAAAAGACUGAAAUCCCAGCUCCUGCACCAGCUCCUCUUCCUCCCCCUCCCAAACCUGUAGUGGACCGCUCCGAGGUGGUGUCUUCAACCACCAACAUCUUAAAUACAGGGAAUAUUGCCACUAACAGAGUUAACACAGUAAACGUAGCUUCCAACAUGGCCACAGCAUCAUCUACUCGUGUGGAGAACGUGCUGGUUACAGACAACCGCCCCACUAUGAUUACGAGUGUCCAGCCAGCUCCAACUCUUCUGGUGCAACCGCAGCCAAUGUACUACAUGGUCGAGCAGCAGCCAAGCACAGUACUGGUCGCAGAAAGACCUGCCAUGACACAGGGCAUGUAUGUUUUGAACAGUGGCCCAGUUGCUGAGGGCAUGGUAGUGCAGGGCGGCAAUAUAGCAGCAAAUACCCUGACGAGAGGUGAGAGAAUGGUGCUUGUGGACCGUGGCGGACCUGCUCAAGCGCUCAACAAUGGGAUGCUGCACACAAGUAAUCUGUCUGGAUCACAAUUGCUCCUGGUGGAUGGAGGUGCCACGAGCGGUCAAGUCCUUCAGGGGACUAUUCAAAGAGGGGUUGCUGGAUCUCAGGGCCUGAUGUUUGUGGACGGACAAGGGGGGCAGGUGAUUCAGGGAUCAAUCAACAAUGGUAUUUCCACUCAUGGCGGAUCUCAAAAUGUCUUUUAUGUGGAGAAUAAAGGGGGAUCGAGUGUUGUCCAGGGGGGGCUUCAAAUGGGCAAGGCAUCCACCGCAGGAUCCCUUAUUGGUGAUGUUGGCAUUGGUGGGUCAUCUGUCAAGAUUACCCAAAAUCCUUCAUCGCAUAAAGUCGUUGUCCAGGAGAGGAAGGUUGUGACAACACAAAGCGUCAAGUAACAAUGCAACACUCAGGCGGCACAUGAACAGUUGUGAAAAUGUCUAGGGUUUUAAAAAUCAAGUCUUGCGCAGCUCCUGAAUGCAAAUCAGUAGAGUAUCAUGUUGUCAACAUGUUGGGUCAUAGAGUGUACGCAAAUGAAUUCUUGAAAAACUGGUUUUAAUGCCCUUGAGUUUACUUCUCUGUAUGCGUAGUGCACUGUUUGCGUAUUUUUUUAUUACUUUGUUUUUGUUAUUUUUUUUGCAUGUUUUGCUGGUUGUCUGUUGCUGUAUGAAUGCAUUGAGUGUGUUUUAUUCUGUAAAGGAGGGUUUAUGAUA